GAUUUCAUGAUAACCGUCAAGUCCUUGAAGCAAGCUUAGCGAGUCGUUUACCGAGAGACGCUUAUGUAAAUAACCCGACACCGGAACACACGCCGUGAUAGCUUGUCGCUGUACCUGUGACCUGGUGAUUUAAAAGAUACAAAGGGAAUGACGUCAGUGACUUUCAAGACUAACAACGCGCUGGGAGACUGUCCGGGGAUGAUGCACGGGGAUCCCGAGAAAUCUAAAAUGGGCCUCGUGGUGGUGCAGGAAUGGUGGGGAAUGAACGAACAGAUCAUCGCACGCGGCAACGAGCUCGCGAAAAUGGGUAAUUUCGUCACGCUGGUUCCCGACCUGUACCGUGGUAAAGUGGCAACGGAUCACGAGGAAGCCGGGCACCUAAUGGGUGGUCUUGACUGGGCCGGGGCUGUAGAGGACAUCCGGGGCGCCGCGCUGUUCCUUAUGGGCAAAGGUUGCAGAAAGGUAGGCGUCACAGGCUACUGCAUGGGCGGUGCUUUGAGUAUCGCAGCGGCGGCGCUAGUCGGGGAGUUGUCGGCGGCUGCCCCCUUCUACGGCACCCCGAAGGAGGAGCUCUGUGACGUCAAGACAAUCAACAUCCCGUUACAGGCGCACUUUGGGGAACUGGACACUAUCGCCGGCUUUUCCGCCCCGGAAGAUGCGCGCGCGUUUGAGGCGGCCAUGGCUGGAAAGAACAAUUUCGAGUUCUUCAUGUACCCAACGGGUCACGGGUUCACCAAUCCGAACAACAAGGAAAAUUACAAUAAAGAGUGCGCCGAUCUCGCGCUUUCAAGGACAGUGGAUUUUAUGAAGAAGCAUCUCAGUUCUGCUCGACUCUAAAGGGUGAAAUCGGUGUACUAGUACAGCUAUAACUUUUAGUCGUAGAUAUGCCCUUAACCAAGCAAAGGAACGUCAGACUUUAUUUUCUUUUUGUCAAAUAAAUGUAUGCAUGUACCUGCAAAUAGAAAAAUAGUGUAAGAGUUGAGUUGAAGCUCUUUAAGCACGACAGGGCUUCCAAAAAGUACAUUGUAUUUCUUUGGUAAGACUGUUACUUAAACAGGGUUUGCAAGGAUAGAAUUAUUUUUAGCUCAUCUAUUUUUUGAAAAAAAAUUAUGAGCUAUUGUCAUCACCUUGGCGUCGGCGUCGGCGUCGGCGUUGGCGUUGGCGUCGGCGUCUGGUUAAGUUUUGCGUUUAGGUCCACUUUUCUCAGAAAGUAUCAAUGCUAUUCCAUUCAAACUUGGUACACUUACUUACUAUCAUGAGGGGACUGGGCAGGCAAAGUUAGAUAACUCUGGCGUGCAUUUUGACAGAAUUAUGUGCCCUUUUUAUACUAAGAAAAUAUAUAACUUUGGUUAAGUUUUGCGUUUAGGUCCACUUUUCUCAGAAAGUAUCAAUGCUAUUGCAUUCAAACUUGGUACACUUACUAACUAUCAUGAGGGGACUGGGCAGGCAAAGUUAGAUAACUCUGGCGUGCAUUUUGACAGAAUUAUGUGCCCUUUUAAUACUUAGAAAAUUGAAAAUUUUGGUUAAGUUUUGUGUUUAGGUCCAUUUUAUUCCUUUAGUAUCAAAGCUAUUGCUUUCAUACUUGCAACACUUACUAACUAUCAUAUGGGGACUGUGCAGGCAAAGUAAUGUAACUCUGACUGGCAUUUUGACAGAAUUAUGUGCCCUUUUUAUACUUAGAAAAUUGAAAAUUUGGUUAAGUUUUGUGUUUAGGUCCACUUAAUUCCUACAGUAUCAAAGCUAUUGCUUUCAUACUUGCAACACUUAUUAACUAUCAUAAGUUGACUGUGCACGCAAAGUUAUGUAACUCUGACUGGCAUUUGGACGGAAUUAUGGGCCCUUUAUACUUAGACAAUUGAAAAUUUGGUGAAGUUUUGUGCUUUGGUCCACUUUACCCCUAACGUAUCAUAGAUAUUGCUUUCAUACUUGGAACACUCGCAAACUAUCAUAAGGGUACAGUAAAAGGACAAGUUGCAUAACUCUGGUUGUCAUUUUUAAGGAAUUAUGGCCCUUUUUUUACUUAGUAACUUUGAAUAUAUGCUUAAAUUUUGUGUUUCGAUCCACUUUACUUAAGUAUCAAGGCUAUUGCUUUCAAACUUCAAAUUCUUUCAUGCUAUCAUGAGGUUACUGUACCUGGCAAGUUGAAUUUUACCUUUACCUUUGAAUGACCUUGACUCUCAAGGUCAAAUUAUUAAAUUUUGCUAAAAUUGCCAUAACUUCUUUACUUAUGAUUAGAUUUGAAUGAUACUUUGACAAAACUACUCUUAUCUGACAUACCACAAUAGACUCCACCCAAACCAUCCCCCGUGCCCUCCCCCCC
Messenger RNA from Dreissena polymorpha, 2320 nucleotides. Its product is annotated as protein usf-like. The record is from RefSeq and is a predicted model, not a curated record. The coding region runs from base 148 to 837 and encodes 229 amino acids. Lineage: Eukaryota; Metazoa; Mollusca; Bivalvia; Myida; Dreissenidae. The transcript has 4 exons. Gene Ontology annotation, molecular function: hydrolase activity.